ACUCGUGCCAAGUGAGUACGCAUGAAGCGCCUUCAUACAUCCAAGCGGUUGGAUGGCUGACUUGUUUGCGGGAAUCGGUGCAGUAGUAUCGACUCAAGUCCUGUCCAGGGCUUUGACGUUCAUCUUGAAUGUCUUGGUCGCUCGCCUUGCAUCUCCAUCUGCUUACGGAGUCGGUUAUGUUUCCCUACAGCUCUUGAGCAAUUUAGUUCUCUUUGUCCCAAAAGAGGGUUUUCGCAAAGUGGCGUUGCGAUCACCAUCCACGAAAGCAGAUUUGGAUGGCCUGCAAUCUUCUGUGAAUUUGGGAUGGAUGGGCAGUGCUUCUGGUGCAGUUGCGGCUGGCCCACUUGUUGUCUAUUGGAUUCGUUCCAGCCCAGACUCAGAGAUUUGGCAGGAAAAUGUGCUGCCACAAUAGACCCACAUUCCCUGGUGUGAACAGUGGUGAACUUGUUGGUAUGACUCAUCCACUGAAACUCUGAGCAACAACAAGUUGAAGACAAGAAGGGGAAGACGUUUCUUCGUUCAAUCACAUUCCACACACAGCUAGAACUAUAGAAACAACAGGUCAACAUUCACAGCCACGGUAGGGCGGAGAUAAGCAGAGCAGAUUGGCCAACUGUUCAAUCUUUGACUGAACCAGACUUGACAGUAUGUUGAACGGAGCAAUGUGCUCAGUCAUGUGGAAGAUUGCUUUGGUCAGAAGGAGGCCACAGCUUGAGGUCCACAACCCAUGCCUUUCAUUCACUAUGUUCAGGUGCUACAAAUUCGAUUUGCAAACAACGUCCUAUUCCGCAACUCUCCAUUCUUCUGAAACUUCUCUUCCGCAACUAUUUGGUACUCUUCCGCAGCUACUCUUCAUAAACUAUUCUUCAGAAACUAUUUCGGCUCGAGAGAAACUAUUUCACGAUCUUCAGAAACUAUUUCGUGAUCUUCAGAAACUUUUUUGCAUUCUUCAGAUUUUUUUUCGCGUUCUGCAGAAACUAUUUCGCGUUCUUCAGACACUAUUUCGCGAUCUUCAGAACAUAUUUUGCGAUCUUCAGGAACUUUUUCGCGAUCUUCAGAAACUAUUUCGCGAUCUUCAGAAACUUUUUUGCAUUCUUCAGAAACUUUUUCGCGUUCUUCAGAAACUAUUUCGCGAUCUUCAGAAACUAUUUUGCGAUCUGCAGAAACUAUUUGGUGAUCUUCAGAAACUAUUUCGCGAUCUUCAGAAA
Molecule: messenger RNA, 1208 nt
Organism: Durusdinium trenchii
Lineage: Eukaryota; Dinophyceae; Suessiales; Symbiodiniaceae
Source: the annotation of a GenBank genome assembly